Hydatigera taeniaeformis is the source of this 348-nucleotide messenger RNA. The record is from the annotation of a GenBank genome assembly. NCBI's taxonomy places the organism in Eukaryota, Metazoa, Platyhelminthes, Cestoda, Cyclophyllidea, Taeniidae.
AUGUCAAGCGGGAAGUCGAAUGACGGGAAGAAUGGCUCGACAGAUCCUGAUGAUGAAUUUGUCGUGCCUCAUAUGGAAAUCGCUUGCACAUUAAAUUCUGUUGCUUACAUGCGUGUACUGGAGGAGCCUUUUUUGUAUCUUCACAAUUGGGAUACUUUGAACGUUAAUGUUCAGAAAGCAGCUAUGGAGGCCUUCCUCGAGGAAGCUCAAGAUAUUAAGAACUACUUGAACUCCAGCGAAGCAGCCUGUGUGAUGCCUGCUGAAUCUAUCGAAGUUGGUUCAGGGCCUGAAUCUUGCGCUUCUGCUUCAGCGUCAACAAAAUCUGAUAAAAAGAAAUCUAAAAAAUGA